CACAAAACACUUACAAUCACCAAUUUGUCCCUCCCAGACAACCUCUUGUCUCUGUUACAAACCGCGACACUGACUACCCGUGACUAACCGAAUCUAGAGACUGAGAAAGAUGGCGUCGUGGUCUGCUGCUAAGACCUUCAACAUUUCAUCCGUCAACACCGCCGUCAUCAACCGCCGAGCCUCAUGGGCCACCGGGAUCGGCGGUCUCUCAGUUGCCGGCACCGCUAUGUGGCGUAGCUCUUCGUCUAAGCGCUCUCUGCCCUUCCUUUGCUCGAGCCUUUCUACUGAUGCUCGGAUCAAGGAAGCUGUUCACACUGAUAAGGCCCCAGCGGCAUUGGGACCAUAUUCUCAAGCAAUCAAAGCCAACAACCUUCUGUUUGUGUCGGGUGUUCUUGGUCUUGUUCCCGAGACGGGGAAGUUCGCCUCAGAUGAUGUUGAAGUUCAGACCGAGCAGAUUCUAAAAAAUAUGGGGGAGAUCUUAACUUCUGGGGGUGCCAGCUACGCAUCAGUUGUUAAGACAACAAUUUUGUUGGCCGAUUUGAAGGACUUCAAGAAAGUUAAUGACAUCUAUGCUAAAUACUUUCCUUCACCUGCCCCGGCUCGCGCGACUUAUCAGGUAGCUGCCUUGCCGAUGGAUGCCAAGAUUGAAAUAGAGUGUAUAGCAGCACUCUGAGCUCCAGUUGUAUCCAUGGAUGACUCUUCGGUAGAAUCAGGUCAAUAAUGCAGGUGGGACAUUAUGACAUAUCCAACCAUAGGUGAUGUCUUUGGUCUUUUCUAGUUGAGACAUGAUUCUCUUCAUAUAUUCUCUUUCAAGAUAUUGUGCUCAAUAAAAAUGAAAGAAGUUGAAGAGUUAUAGUUUGUAAGUUACAUGAAGUCAUGAACCAUAGUUUGGAUGUCUCAUAUAAUAAAGCGAGUAGUCCCCAAGUCUUUUGAGAUUAGUGUUUGUUUGGUUUUACAAUUGGAACACUUAGAAUUGAAUCUGAAUGUAUAGAAUUGAUUUUGACA
Molecule: messenger RNA, 1005 nt
Organism: Lathyrus oleraceus (garden pea)
Lineage: Eukaryota; Viridiplantae; Streptophyta; Magnoliopsida; Fabales; Fabaceae
Product: reactive Intermediate Deaminase A, chloroplastic
Exons: 6
Coding region: 110-673 (187 amino acids)
Cellular component (GO): mitochondrion; cytosol
Molecular function (GO): deaminase activity
Source: RefSeq, a predicted model, not a curated record